GUUACAGUCCUCCAAAUCUACUAAUACCAAGAUAAUUAAGUAAACAAUAUCAUAUGAAAUAUUAGCGGUUUGUGACCUCUUCAAAAAAUGAGAAGGAACAGAAAAAAGAGAGGAGGAUAUUCUUUGCUUUGCAAUAACCACCAUCUUCUUCCCCUGCGGUGGUUGCAACUUGCGGCGCUGCCUGCUCGCUCUAUAUAACCGCACACUGCCCCGCCGCUCCAUCUCCACAAGCACAUUGCCGCCUCCCUCCGCCGUCCCAUCCCGCCGCCGGCAGCCAUGCGGCGCCGCACCCUCCUCCUCCUCCUCCUAGCCGUCCUGCUGGCCGCGACGGCGGCGGCGGCGACGGCGCGAGCGGCGUUCGCGUGCGCCCCGGGCGGCCCCGCGACGUCGCUGCCGUUCUGCCGUCGGUCGCUGCCGCUGCGGGCCCGCGCCCGCGACUUCGUGUCCCGGCUCACCCGCGCCGAGAAGGUGCGGCUGCUGGUGAACAACGCGGCCGGGGUGCCCCGGCUGGGCGUGGCCGGGUACGAGUGGUUGUCGGGGGCGCUGCACGGCGUGUCGGUCAGGGGUCCGGGCGUGCGGUUCGGCGGCGCGUUCCCGCAGGUCAUCGGCACCGCCGCGGCGCUCAACGCCUCGCUCUGGGAGCUCAUCGGGCGGGCGGUUUCCGACGAGGCGCGCGCCAUGUACAACGGCGGGCAGGCGGGGCUCACCUUCUGGUCCCCGAACGUCAACAUCUUCCGUGACCCGCGGUGGGGCCGGGGGCAGGAGACCCCCGGCGAGGACCCGACCGUGUCCGCGGCCUCCAGCAGGCGUCCCCCUCCGCGACCACUUCACGGCGAGCUCGCAGCUUGCUGCAAGCACUUCACGGCGAAAUAUCUUGAUUGAUGUGAUCAUCAGGAGAGUAGGUACGCUUGGGCCCACCAUGUCAGGGCGGCACCCAAUGAGCGCUGUCCCAGACGCGGCGGCGACGUCCCUUCGCUCACGGCACUCCGGCCGGCCGGCCGUCCCUCCCGUCACCAACCUUCCCUUCCUCCGGGAGUCCACGGUGCCGCGCCCUCUCCAUCACAGACCGAGGCGACAUGGAGGCGAUUCAUGGCAGACAUGGCGCGCGAACCAAAGAAAGAAGGUCAGUCGAGAGCACCGCCGCAUGCAGGUGAUUGCAGCCAGUCGCGCCGCCUGGCAUCACGUUCCGUCCAGCUAGAGGUGCGUCGUCAAUGCAUGCCCUUUAUAUGAUUCAAUUAUGCAUGUGCUUGGUCAUUGGAACUGCUAGCUCCUUGUUCAUGGUUGUCAACAAUGCAAGCUGGUUGUGUCGACCUAUGCUGGAGGGCCUGCGUUGCACAUUCACAACAACAGAAAGCAAGUACUACACUGCAACUCAAAAAAUCAGGCAACCAGCAGACCUCUGGUAAAGCUGCACUGUCUGUUCUACAAAACUGUGUGCAGACUGAUCACUAGUGCUAAUUGUUUGGAGGAUACUGAAAAGAGAGAUCUGACCUUUGUCAUUCCUGAAAAUCUAAUUUAGGGCGCAAGCUGGGGUGAAUGGAGGCAGCUCCAAUACCUCAGGUUUUGUGGUGAAUGGAGGCCGCUCCAAUACCUCAGGUUUUGUCAAAAUAUGAGCUCUAGCAGCAUUGAUAAGGAUGAAACCGAAUUACAUUUCGAAAAAGAAAAGUUUGUCAAGAUCAUGAUGUCCAUUUAUGUAAACUGGUGUGUCGUCAAGCACAUGGUUUCUUCUGCAUCAAAUCCUAUUUGAACA
Setaria italica (foxtail millet) is the source of this 1750-nucleotide messenger RNA. RefSeq names its product beta-D-xylosidase 1-like. Gene Ontology annotation, cellular component: plant-type cell wall. Gene Ontology annotation, biological process: xylan catabolic process; arabinan catabolic process. Bases 277 to 882 code for a protein of 201 amino acids. Gene Ontology annotation, molecular function: alpha-L-arabinofuranosidase activity; xylan 1,4-beta-xylosidase activity. Lineage: Eukaryota; Viridiplantae; Streptophyta; Magnoliopsida; Poales; Poaceae. The transcript is spliced from 2 exons. The record is from RefSeq and is a predicted model, not a curated record.